AUGGCUCGAAGGGGGACGGCAAGUUUUCGUGACCCUUUGCGGGAGUCGUCGUAUUUGACGAGCCAUGUUUGGCGUUCUGGGGAGGGCACUCUGCUCCGAGGGCCGUCGACCCUUGAAUCUGCAUACGCCCGAGGUCGGCGGAAACAGCGCCGCUUAGGUCUCUCUACGACCGAUCUGCGUUUUUUGGCGCAUGGCGCCCCCUAUUGUGACUCUCUCUUUCGUUCCGCUUCGCCAUCCUGUGCCUCUGCUGCGUCUUCAGCCCUCGCCUCUUCCUCUCCCGUCCAAGUGUGCUGCGCCUCCCGCUCUUGGGGAACCGAGGCCUGGAGGCGGAAGCAUGGAGGCAAGCAGAGUGAGGGCAGCUGGCUGCGGCGCUUCUCGUGUCGCGUCUGUCUCCUGCCACAGGCUUGUGUCGUUUACUCACCGCCCAGGACCGGGGAGGUCUUGGAGAUGUCUCACGUUCCACGUCGCUCAAGAACUCGCGUCUUGUCCUUCCUUUCGUCUCUCUAUGUCUUGCGAAUCUCCACCGCCUCUUCGGCGCCCGCGUCACCUUCCUGUCUCCCGCCUUCCCCGCACUGUCUGAGUGUCUCUCCCUGUGUAGGACGGGCAAGUAAGAGGACCUGGGGAGACGCGAAGACAGCUCUUGGCGCGCCAUUUGGAAACCAGCUAUUUUUUCCCCCCUCUAUCUUCUCUCCCCAACGUUUCUAUUGUUUCUGCUCGGAGUCGACGUCGCCUCCGCCGUCCGAUCCUCUGUCCCCGUCUUCCCAGGCGAUGCCUGCCGAGUGUCCUGUUGCCACUGGCAGAGAAGAGGAUUCGUCUUCGUCUCCUUCGUUGCCGACCCGUGAGUCUUCCUCUUCUUGCGAGCUCUCUUUGUCCUCUCCUACGACUGAUGGUCCACUUGUAUUCGCUUCCAGUUCCUUUCUUCCCUCCUUUCUCGCGCCGUCAUUCUUUCGCUCGCUCUCGCCUCUGGCCUCGCGGUGGAUCGCGUGUCUCUCUCCACUCCUCCAGGCACUUCCUCCCCCCACACUUCGUCUGUGGGGAGGCAGCUGCUGUGAACUCAAGCCGCUUCUCCUCCCCGCCCCUCUUCCUCUCUCCGUCCUGCUCCCUCACCCCCUGCCGAUGUCCGUCCUCUCGUCUGCUGCUGUCUCCUCUCCGUCUCCUGCGUCUCCUUCUCCCGUGUCUUCAUCUCGCCAGCCUUCCUCUCUCCUCCCGCCGUCUGUCGCAGUCGCACUUCACCGCCACUGUGGCGCGUCCGCUGUUUCGCCUCUUCAGCAAUUUCUUCUUCCGUUCCUGCUGAGUCCUUCUCACGACCUCCUUGUUCUCUCGCGUGUGCAAACCGGCAAGUCGCGAGCCGUUCAGCUCGCCGUUGUCCUGCGUCUGCUGGAAAGCGAUGGGAUCGCGCAGCCCAGUGAGGAUGAGCUGAACGCGCAGGCGGACGCGACGCGGAAGCUCCAGGGGAUGGAGCAAGCGGACGCGGGGUUCCCCAAGUGCCUCUUCCUGCUCCCCACGCGCGACGCAGCCAACCAGACUCAUGCAGAGCUCCUCGCUCUUCUGCGCUAUACGCCGCAGCUCCGCGUAGCUCUUCUGUGCGGCGAAACUGCCUUCUACCAGGCGCAGCAAGAGGCGCGAGAGGAGCGGAGCGCCAGCGGUGGGGGACAGAGGGCUGCGGCCGAUGUCGCCCGCGACGAUCCCCAGGCAGCCGAGUGGGCGGGCGAGCCCCGAAGCAUUUGUUCCCGGCGAGGCCGCGCUGUGAACGUUUUCCACCGAAUUGAGAAGCUGAGGGCACACAUAUGGAUCUGCACACCGGGGAAGCUCGACGAGUAUCUCGGCUACCUCAGCUGGAAAGACAGCUUCAGAAACGGCGCGGCGAGCCGGCUGACUCCGACACCGAUAGACAAAGACGCGACAGGCGAAGCGGCGGCGACGACAGAGGAUACAUACGAGGACACCCGACAAGGUAGAAACAGGAGCUUCUCUCGCUGUAGCUUGCUGGUUGUGGAAGACACACCUGCGCUCUUUCAACAAAGCGACAGAGGCAGGCAGGCGACCGCAGCGUUGCUCAGACUCAAAGAAAGGUUGCCACCAGGUCACCAGACUAUUUUCCUGUCAUCGUGGCUGCCUCCGGAUCUUCGGAGCGUCUUCGCUCGUCUUGCGCGGGUCAGGUCCUUGACUAUCAACGCCUUGGGGACUCCCUUCGUAUCACCCGUUUCUCUCCUACAUUCCGAUCAAGCUUCUGCUGAAGCCGUUGGUGCUGCGCCCAGCCCUCCGCUGGUGUCUCCCGUGUCUCAUUCGGCUUCUUUGUUUGCUUCGGGUUCCACUCGCCUCUCUCGCCUGUGCUGUUCUCCUUGUUCCGUUCCUCUGUCUCCUCCCGGCACCGCUUCUCUGUCUUGUCCCCUUUCUUCUGCGUUUUUGUCGCCGUCUCCCUGUGUCCCGCGGAAGGACGGGGACGCGGAGGAAGAGCUGUGUCUUUCGCAGCAAACGCCCGAGACCGGCGAGAACGAGGAAGCACACACCGCCGCGCUUCUCCGCCAGCCUUCACUCUGUGGUUCGCCACACAAGGAGACGGGGCCGCCAUUUUCGCGGGGUCCUUCUCUUCGCGAAAGCAUUCUCGAUGUGGAAGAGACGGCAGGAUUGUGGGGUCCCAAACGAGCGUCCGAGUUCCUGGCGAAAAAGCAGAGACAGUGGAGUGAGCUUCAGCGUCGCCGGUCACGCUCCCACCACAGCGCACAAGAGCGGCGAGGAAGCGACUGGAGCAGGGAGGAAGAGGCAAUAAUACGGGGGGAAGUCGUUCGCUCGGAGUUUGCCAUUUAUCCGGCAGACUUGCACGCUCAUGUGCUGUUUAACGUGUUGAUGAGUGAGGCGAAUCGAGUUGCGCAAUUGGAGACAGCAAGAGAGGGACCACACAGAAGAGCCGAAGGACAGAUGGCAGGGGACGAUCAAGCGUGUGACGUGUCUCCGGAAAGCAGAGACAGAACUUACCGAGUCAUUGUUUUUUUCUCGACUCUCAAGAGUCUACAGUUCCAUUAUGUCUUCUUCAAACACUAUGUUUUUCCGGCGCUCCUCACGCUGAAGACAACGGACCCCGCGACGUUUUCCGCUCUGUCCACGUACCCAUUCGUCUCCUCUUCGUCCGGUUCUUAUUUAUCCGCCACACAUUCGUUCCCUUUAUCAGUUUCUUUCUCUUCUUCGUCUCCCUCUGCUUCGUCGACGUUUCCUCCGCCGCCGCUGGUCCCCGCGCGCCUUCCGAAACUCUCGGCCCUGCAUCACGGGCUCAGUAUCGAGAGACGUCGUGCAGUGAUCGAGGCUUUCUCCUCUUCAUCUCUGGUUCCUACCUGGUCACCUUCUGGGGUCGAUUCUGCUGCUCUCGCGCCUUCGCAGUUCGCGUCCGGGUUGCCGACCUCUCUCGUGGGCCAGGCAAGCCACAGGCGGCUCUCAAAAAGCGGGAGAGAGCGACAACAAGGAUCUCUUCACGGCCAAGAGCCGCUGCCCCAGGUGUCCAGCAAUCCGGGCUACGAGCUUCGCAUCCUUUUUGCCACAGAUGUCGCGGCUACAGGCGUCAAUGUGGGAGUUGUUGACUCCGUUAUUCACGCCGGGAUGCCCCGUGACCCAGAGCUUCUCGUUCAGCGUCUGACGCGUGUCGCGCGCCCGUCCACACGCGUCUUUCACUUCAUUUGCCUCACCUCCGUCUUCCUCGGGCCGCGUCUCGUCGCCACCAUCAUGGGUUCUCUCUGAUGCAUGUUCCGCCUCGCCUCUAUUUGAACUGUCCAGUGAAACAUCCGUUGGAAGGCAGGGACGAAGCGAGGAAAAAGAAAACGUCGAAAUCGAAGAGAACGACAACCAUUUUUGGCGGCUCCACGCCAAGCGCGAAAUCGGGAGAUCUCUGCUUCUUCUUCAUGACUUAGAAAGCCACUUUCUUUUUGAAUGCUUCUCCGAAGGAAUCAAUCUCACUGAACUCCAUCCUCGGUAUGCGUUAUCUCUUCUGAGCCCGAAUCGUGCGCUUACUGCGGUUUUAAGUCAGAGAGGUUCGAACGAAAGAUGUUCCAGGAAAAGCGGAAAUGGGAG
This is a messenger RNA of Toxoplasma gondii ME49, 4059 nucleotides long. Its product is annotated as DEAD/DEAH box helicase domain-containing protein. The transcript is spliced from 4 exons. The coding region runs from base 1 to 3729 and encodes 1242 amino acids. The record is from RefSeq and is a predicted model, not a curated record. NCBI's taxonomy places the organism in Eukaryota, Apicomplexa, Conoidasida, Eucoccidiorida, Sarcocystidae.